AUGCAGUACCUUAGCAUCGCCUCGGCGGCGCUCGUCGCUCUCGUUUCAGCUGCACAGGCUUGCGGGAGCUGCUACGGCCCGACCAACCAUGUCGAGCACGUCCGGCAUGUCAAGCGCAUGCAGCCGGGUGCCAUCAACGCCACGUACGGGCCGUCAAGGGCACUCGAAUGGGGGCAGCUGAACUUCCUCCACACCACCGACACCCACGGUUGGCUCGAGGGGCACUUGAAGGAGGCCAACUAUGGCGCUGACUGGGGCGACUUUGUCACCUUCUCGACCCAUUUCAAGCAACAGGCCGGCAACAUGGGUGUCGAUAUCCUCCUGGUUGACACUGGCGAUCUGCACGACGGCGCCGGACUCAGCGAUGCGACAUCGCCCGACGGCGAGAUCUCAAUGAAGAUCUUCGACCAGGUUGACUAUGACCUGUUGGCCAUCGGUAACCACGAGCUGUACCUUGCCGACGUGGCCUACCAGACCCUGAAUGAGAUCUCGGCAUACUGGGGCGAAAAGUAUCUCACCUCCAACGUCCAGAUCGCGAACCAGGAGACCGGUGAAUGGCAGUACAUCGGCAAGACGCAGAGAUACUUCACCACAGAGCAUGGCCUCCGCAUCAUGGCCUUUGGUGUGCUGUUCGACUUUACCGGCAACACCAACGUCACCAACGUCAUCACGGCCGACGCCAUGGUGGCAGAGCAAUGGUUCCUGGACGCCAUCAACACCAGCGAUCCCAUCGAUGUCUUUGUUGUCCUUGGCCACAACCCGGCGCGUGACAGCACGUUUCAAGUCGUGUUCGACGCCAUCCGUGCCGUGCACUCCGAGACCCCCAUUCAGUUCUUUGGAGGCCAUAGCCACAUCCGCGACUUUGUUGUCUAUGACCAGAGCAGCACCUCGAUCGAGUCUGGUCGUUACUGCGAGACACUAGGCUGGGUUUCCAUGUCUGGGUUCAACGCCGACAACAGUGGCUACGACGGCAUAUCGCCCAACCCUGCCGGAGUUCCCAACCCCACGCGCAAGGCAACUACCAACUCAACAUCCCCCUUUCUGUAUUCCCGCCGCUAUCUCGACUGGAACCGCCGGACGCUCGAGUACCACGCGGCGACCUGGUACAACGACAGCUUCGACUACGACAACGGGCGCGAAGCCACAGCUGAAGUAACCAGUUACCGGAAACAGCUCAACCUCGAGGAUCUAUACGGCUGCGUACCGCAGGACUACUGCAUGACGUGCGCACCGUUCAACAGCUCGGACAACAUAUUCCCGCUGCUCUCCGAGGCGCUGGCCGAGGUCGUCGUCAACACAACCCGACAGGACAUCGCGCGCUACGUCAUCUCCAACACCGGAGGCGUCCGCUUCGACAUGUACAAAGGCCCCUUCACAUAUGACGACAGCUUCAUCGUUUCGCCGUUCGAAGACGCCUUCUUGUACAUCCCCGAGGUCCCAUACGCCCUGGCGAGCACGCUCCUCGACGCCCUGAACAAGGCAGGAGCGAGUCAGAAGCGCGACCUCGGCUUCAUGCCGGUCGAGCGUGACAUCUGCGUUGACCCUUUCGUCGAGCCCCUUUCCGAAAUCAAACGGGAGCUUGACCACGGCCACAGCCACGAGCCGCUGGGCAUCAGCAGGCAUCAGGUGGUCGACCUUGUCCCGGGGUACACGACGACAGACGACUUUGAGACUGAUGGCGACGACACGGCGCACUCGGCGAUCCCGUACUACUCGAUCCCCGAUUUCUUCCAGGGCGCGGCCGGCUUUGACGCUGACGGUCAUGCGGACGUGGUUGAUGUCGUGUUUGUUGACUUCAUCGAGAGCGACGUUCUUGCCAUCCUCGGUGUAAAUUACAGCUCGAGCGACGUGGACUACUACAACGGCGCAGACUUCACAACGCGGGACUUUCUGCCGUUGUUUGUCAAGCAGUCGGAGCUGUUCCAGGCCGGAUUGCCUAACUGUACCGUCGGGUAG
Molecule: messenger RNA, 1956 nt
Organism: Anthostomella pinea
Lineage: Eukaryota; Fungi; Ascomycota; Sordariomycetes; Xylariales; Xylariaceae
Source: the annotation of a GenBank genome assembly